AACAGCAACCCAACCGGGAAGUGCAGCUGUGCACACGCUCGGACUUUUCUUUUGUGGCUGGCCAGUUCCGUGUGCACUCGCCUGGAGCCAUGGCACAGCUCUACUCUACUGCUCCAGCCCCGCUGCUGUGCACCCUUGCUAUGCUGUUCAAAAUGUCUCUGUCUGUGGAUCAUGUGCCGAUGCUGCUUUGGUCAACUCAGAGAUCACAGUGGAAUCCAGACCCUGCUAUGCAUGAAGGGCACGUUGUCUCAGCACAGGAGCUGACAGUACUCUUGCAAUCUCUUUUUACCCAGAACUCCAGAAACCUCGUCUUGUUUCUGCAAGAUAGGCUUAGUGUAGAUGAUUUCACAUACCUCAGUGAAUCCUAUGGCAACAAGAAUCCGUUUCAAAAUGUUCAGGAAAUUCUUCAGUCUUCUCCUUCAUCUUUAGUUUUACCAGCUGUUGACUGUGAGGCUACCAGGUAUCUUCUGAGCUUUCUUCAGGAGUCAGGAGAUUGGAAGUUAACAAAUGUAACUAAUCUCAAUGUGUCUCAGCUGGAAGUGAAUGCAUCCGAAGGAAACUUACUGGUGGUUCAACUACAACCACUUGUCAGUGGUUUAAAAGAGAUUUCCACCCUAGAAGCAAUUGCUGAAAAUGACAAAAUAAUCAGAAAAGUGACCAUGGAUCUGCAGGAACGAGGGAUUCAUUUUUCAGUAAUUUAUACUGCAGUGAGACCUUCAAGGAUUUCUAGAAGGACCAAUGUGGUGGCAGAAUUGAGACGUCAAUUAAUGGCCACUGAGGAAGAAGAUGAUUUAUCAUAUCCUCCUCUGAAUAUGACCACUGGAAAUUAUACAUGCAUCCUUUUUUAUGCUAGUAAUUUCAGCCUCAAAGCCAACAGUUCAGUUUUUGUAGAUUUGACAAAUGCAACAUUUGUAACACAGAAUGUGGAUAUUUCUGCCUCUGAGUGCUCAGACAGCAACACAACACUGUCAUUAAAAUACACAAAGCCAGUGAAUGGAAUCAGCAGCCUAGAGAUAAGGUUUUUAAUGACCAGCAAGUUCUAUGAAGUUUCAGCUAGACAAUGGUCCACUUUAGAUUCAGUGGAGAUCAUACAAGAUGGAGAAAAGUUUGCUAAAUUUAAUGUUUCUGUCAUCUCUGCUCCUGCAGAGUAUUCAUUUCAUUGUCAGCUGGUGGGAACAAGCAAUCUCUAUCCUGCAAGGCUGGUUCCAGCCAACAAUGAGGCAAAAAAUUGGGAUGUUUUCAUUUCCAGGUUGCAGAUUCAAGGCUUCAACAUUGAAAACAACCAGUUUUCCUAUGCAAGUGACUGUACAGGUUUCUUCACUCCUGGAAUCUGGAUGGGCCUGGUAACAUCUCUAAUUUUACUGUGGAUCCUGACUUAUGGAAUCCAUAUGAUCAUGCAGCUCACAACAAACAGCAGAUUCGAUGAUCCCAAAGGUCCGGCUCUGUCAGUUCCUCAGACAGAAUAACCAUGGACUGACUCAAUGGUGCUGUGGCUUUUCCUAGUCUGAUAUUUAUGAUUUUUUAUAACCUUUCUACUUCAUAAUAUGCGUAACCUAAAAAGAUAUCAUAGCAGAAAGAGAUAAUUAAACUACAUAUAAAAAUUAUCCCUAUGCUUGGAAACAAUAAUAAAUCUUCUUUUUAUUGCCAUCAUUUGUUAACAACUAUCUGUGUUAAGGUUCUGAAGUGAGGUUGUAGAGGUUGUUACUCUCUCUGGUUAUUAGAAAGACGAUUAAAAAUUGCCUUCAGAUUAACUAUUAUUGGCAAAGAAAGGAUAUCAUUACAGAAAUAAUUGUGAAGGAUAAAUAACUUAUUUGAUGGGAAACUAUAUAUUGAAAACACUGAUGUCUCUACAGUCUCUUCAGUGAGUAUGUCAUGAUGAUGCUACAUCUUAAAAAGGCUGAACUGUGUCUUGUAAUUUUUUCUCUUGAGUAAAUCAUCCAGAAAUGUACAGAACUAAUAAAGCUAGUAAGUCAUUAACUAAAUGGUCUUGAGAAUCUUUUAAAAAUACAUCACUUUGUUCAGAUGUGGUAUCACAAAGAAGAAUGGGCAGAUGAAGGCCUAGCUUCCCUCUAAUGUUUUCUUAUGCUUGUGAGAGUUAUGUGGAGUAAUUACUGACUCCUUUGUUUUAACCAUGGACAUCUUGUCCAAACUGAUCACAAAAUUAAACUUGGUGUUAUGGCAAUGAAUGCAACUUUUCAAGUUCAGAACCUACUACGAUUCAAUGUGCCAGUGCAGACAGCAUCUUAACAGAGUUAAGGUAAUGUUCGUAGCACCUCGCCUUUUCCAGGUAUCUUUGGAGUAAAGUUCAUACAAAGAAAGAAAAUAAUAUUAUAUAACAUUACUAGAAGUACUGUGCUAAUGUACUAUUUAAGUCUGAGAAUGUUAUGGUCAUCUCAGUGAUUCCAGAAACCCAAAAACUUUCACAGUAUGCUGUAUUAUUCUGCAAUUAAUAAAGACACUGGAUCUUCUCA
This is a messenger RNA of Corapipo altera (White-ruffed manakin), 2471 nucleotides long. It is a transcript of the gene ATP6AP1, whose product is annotated as ATPase H+ transporting accessory protein 1. NCBI's taxonomy places the organism in Eukaryota, Metazoa, Chordata, Aves, Passeriformes, Pipridae. Gene Ontology annotation, cellular component: proton-transporting V-type ATPase complex. The coding region runs from base 90 to 1466 and encodes 458 amino acids. The record is from RefSeq and is a predicted model, not a curated record. The transcript is spliced from 10 exons.